This is a messenger RNA of Colletotrichum acutatum, 1294 nucleotides long. RefSeq lists its product as uncharacterized. The record is from RefSeq and is a predicted model, not a curated record. The transcript has a single exon. NCBI's taxonomy places the organism in Eukaryota, Fungi, Ascomycota, Sordariomycetes, Glomerellales, Glomerellaceae. Bases 495 to 1208 code for a protein of 237 amino acids.
GUAUGCCUUCUGGACAUCUCUACCACGCAUACGGCCCUCUCGCAUUGGCUCUCGGUGCCAGACCGAGCCCUCCCGGCGCAGGAUCAAGGCUGGCUUUUCGGGCAGUAUUCCCACACUUUCAUAUCCGGUAUUCGAUCAUUCGGCACCGAUCCGGUCUCUAGCGGUCUCUGACGAGGUUUGCAAGGAGCACCGUCCUCCUGGUCCCUCUCUUGGCGAACUCGGCCGACCAACCCCGCUUCGGAGCAAGACCGAUGCUAAAUCCCUCCCCUCGGGCCCCAACGCAAAGAAAAAGAGACAGAGAGAGAAAAGCCACGCGUUGAGCCUGGCUUCCGGCAAAGCUCCCUGCUAAGCUUGAAUUGUUAGCGUCCCUCUUGCUUGGGAAAACGCUAUCCAGCGUGACCUGGGGGCAUCCAGUCACAGCUCGGCCACGCCGCACCAGUACCACCAAUGUGUAUGAAGAUGAGCUAGGCUGGGAGGGGCAGGCCGACACUGGCAUGCUGGCCCCCCUUUUCCCGGUCUUGGCUUCAACGGAUGCGCUCCGCGGUUGCUGCUGGUCCAUGAAGCUUCAAGGGCAAGGUCACGACGCACCUGCAGUGGUGCGAAACCGCGAUCCCUCCAACGUGGUAGAUAGAGAGGGCCAGAUCAAGUCGAGGAGGAAGCGUCCAUACUCGAAAGGUGCCCAUCCUCCGGCACAUCCUCCGUGGCUGAAGUCCUUCGCUGCGGAAUCUGGCCUCCAAAACGGCAUCGCUCUGCAUCUCACACCCUGUUCGUGGCUCUUAUCACUGCUUGCGACAGACUCACAGGCUAGAGCAUGCCCUCCAGCAGUUCAGCAGUCCAGCCUCCAGGCCUUGAUAGAAGUGGCAUUCAGCGAACCCUUACGGCCUCACCCCUGCACUGCCUUGCCUACCUGCUGCUCAGUGAGUUUCCAAGCAUUCGUUUGUCAGAGCUUACAAGCCCAGGUAUCCAGGCCAACAACGCCCAUUACACCAGCCUGGCUAGCGAGACAAUCGUUCCCGUCUUCCAGGAACGAGGUUAUCUCCUGUUCGUCAAUAACCGUGAUCAAAUUUUGCAUUGUCCAACAGCCCAUAGCCAUACAUUCGGGCUGUUUCACGACGGCACGAGGGAAGCACACCUGUUCUCGCACAGCCCGGCCCAUCCCGGGCUCAACUUUCACAAACCUCACAGGCUCCCCCAAAGACCCCAAAUAAAUAUCGGCAAAUAUUGCACAAACUGUACGGAUAUUCCCAGAGCGAUAGCUCGCAUCUUAUCAUAGGCAACGCCACAUAUAACGCUA